AUGUAUAGUAAUAGUAGUAGUAAUACUACCGGUCAAAAUAAUAACAAUAACAAUGAUUAUAGAUUAAGUGAUGGAGAAGGCGAAAAUGACAGUGCCAUCGAAAUGAAUAGUAUACAAAACAAUGACAAUGAUUCAUUAUCCGAUCAACAAAGAGAUCAACAAUCUCUAUUAGAUAAACAACAGCAACAAUCACAACAACAACAACAACAACAACAACAAUCACAACAACAACAAAAACAAAGUGAAACGUAUGUAAUUAUAGGAACACCAUUUAAAUAG
This is a messenger RNA of Heterostelium album PN500, 279 nucleotides long. RefSeq lists its product as uncharacterized. Lineage: Eukaryota; Evosea; Eumycetozoa; Acytosteliales; Acytosteliaceae. The record is from RefSeq and is a predicted model, not a curated record. Bases 1 to 279 code for a protein of 92 amino acids. The transcript has a single exon.